Messenger RNA from Mugil cephalus (flathead mullet), 1425 nucleotides. RefSeq names its product dispanin subfamily A member 2b-like. NCBI's taxonomy places the organism in Eukaryota, Metazoa, Chordata, Actinopteri, Mugiliformes, Mugilidae. Gene Ontology annotation, cellular component: membrane. The transcript has 2 exons. The coding region runs from base 530 to 886 and encodes 118 amino acids. The record is from RefSeq and is a predicted model, not a curated record.
AAAAACUUCUCAUGCCAUGUAAUAAAGUCAUAAUAAUAAAGUCAGUCUUUAUUAUGUGCUUUAAUGAUAUGUGGUACCAAAGCAUAAUUAGCGAAAGUUGACAUAAAUAUCCAAAAUAUGUUCAAGAAAGUCAUAUCCAGUCGCCUGUCGACGUAAAAUUUGGUGUUCAUGAAAAGGAAGCAGUUUUCUGACCCAUGAAGUUUUUUUUUUGGAAACAACAAAUAUGCAAGAAAGUAUCAUAGGCCAAUAAAACAAAGGUUUCAUUAGGGCAAAUGAUUUUAAUUAGUAUUAUUACUAAUGAGUUUCAGCCUUUACACAGAAAAUAAGAAUAUGAACAUUAAGUGCGUCUCAUCACCAGUGCUUGCCAUUAACUCAAACUCUCUGUAAAAAACAAAACAAAAUCCCUCCGCUGUUGUGUUGCAAACAUUACCUCAACAUUCGAUGUAAGAAAAAUACAAAAUAAUGAACUACUUUCACUGGUUGGUCACAUUCCUGUAAGUAUGAUACAACUCCUUAAACCACGCCCAAGAUGAAUAAAAGGGCAUGGGUCUCAACACUCCAUCAGCUACUGAACCUAGACAUUGUCCAACAAAACCAUAACCGCCAUCCACUUAAAGUGAAAGAGAGAUUUACCAUGGAAACAGGCAAGGUGCAGGCUACUGUCCCAACCUACCUUGGAUGGUCCAUUUUCAACACUUUGUGCUGUUGCCUGCCUCUAGGGAUUGCGGCUAUCAUCUUCUCCUGCAAGGCACAAAAUGCUAAUCUUCUUGGACAGGCAACUGUAGCCAGAGAUGCUUCAAGGAGCGCCAGGGUCCUAAACAUCUUCGCACUUGUCUGUGGAAUAGUCCUGAUCAUCAUAUACGUUGUUCUCAUCACCGGCUUAUGAUGAAGUGAAAGCAGUGGAGGUGGCGGAGGGGCUUCCUUUAUUUGCCAGGAUGUGAAUGGGUGUAAUGAACCCCCCCACCCACACACACACACACACACACACACACACAUAUACACACACCUCCCCCCACAAAAAACGAUAACGACAUGCUAAAACAAAAUAAACUCGACGUGUCUCCGAAGAAGCAUCUUCAAGAAACCAUGCACGUCCCGCUGCCCUUGGUUCUGUUUGUUCGGUGGGAUCGUACCGUGACCUAGACAACUGGCAACAUUCCUCUCAAGUACUUCCCCUCCUCCACACGCAAGACCACAAAGCUGGAACAGAUGUCUGUAUGUUCGCAUGCGUUUGUUCUUGUUUUCAUAAGGUUUCCACAGGAGAAAAAAAAAAAAGAAAGAAAGAAAGAACUUGGUGUGCUUACAGCUUUUGUCUCAAAAUCGCAAACUAUGUGUGAGUCGGCUUUUCUGUUUUAAAAUGUUUGUUUUAAACACGCUGAAAAGAAUUUGCUUGUUUUGGGGCAGAAAAUAAACAGUUCAACGUGA